AUGUCUUCCCAUUCCAUUGCAGGGCUGCGAGCUCAGACCGUCCUGGUCAAUGACACCGUGUCGGGGUUCAUCGGCACAGACGUGGUCCUGCACUGCAGCUUCACCAACCCCCUCCCCAAUGUGAAGAUCACGCAGGUGACGUGGCAGAAGGCCACCAACGGCACCAAGCAGAAUGUGGCCAUCUACAACCCUGCCAUGGGGGUGUCCAUCCUCUCCCCUUACAAGGAGAGGGUGACGUUCCGGAACCCUUCCUUCAAGGAUGGCACCAUCCAGCUGUCCCGGCUGGAGCUGGAGGACGAGGGGGUUUACAUCUGCGAGUUCGCGACUUUCCCCACCGGCAACCGGGAAGGGCAGCUGAACCUCACCGUGCUGGCCAAGCCCACGAACUGGAUGGAGGGCACCAAGAGGCCGCUCAUCGCCAAGUCUGGCAGGACAGAAAAGAUCCUGGUGGCCACCUGCACCUCCUCCAACGGGAAGCCCCCCAGCACUGUCACCUGGGACACCAAGCUGAAGGGGGAGGCCGAGUUCCAGGAGAUCAGGAACAGCAACGGCACCUUCACGGUGAUCAGCCGGUACCGGCUGGUGCCCAGCCGCGAGGCCCAUCGGCAGCAGCUCAUGUGUGUGGUCAACUACCAGCUGGACAGGUUCACUGACAGCAUCACCCUCAACGUGCAGUAUGAGCCAGAAGUCACCAUCGAGGGCUUUGAUGGCAACUGGUUCCUCAACCGCAAGGAUGUGAAGCUGAUAUGCAAAUCUGAUGCCAACCCCCCAGCUCACACCUACGAGUGGAAGCUGCCAAACGGGACUCUGCCAGGGAGCGUGGAAAUCCAGAACAACACCAUCUACUUCAAAGGGCCCGUGUCCUACAGCGUGGCCGGCACCUACGUCUGCGAGGCCACCAACGCCAUCGGCACGCGGUCGGGCCUGGUGGAGGUCAAUGUCACAGAAUUCCCCUACACCCCGUCUCCAAUCGAUGAUCACAAAUCCAUGGUGCAGCCGAACAUCCCCACACCGGUGAUUGGGGGCAUAGUGGGAGGAGUCUCGCUGGUCCUGCUGGUGGCCGUGGUGCUCUUUGUGGUACUCCGGCGCCGGCGUCACACCUUCAAGGGUGACUACAGCACAAAGAAGCACGUGUACGGCAACGGCUACAGCAAGGCCGGCAUCCCACAGCACCACCCCCCCAUGGCCCAGAACCUGCAGUACCCCGACGACUCGGACGACGAGAAGAAGCCGGGCCCCUUGGGCGGCAGCACCUACGAGGACGAGGACGAGGAGGCGGGCGGCGAGCGCAAGCUGGGCGGCCCCAACAAGUACGAGGAGGACGCCAAGAGGCCUUACUUCACCGUGGACGAGGGGGAGGCCCACCCCGAGCCCUACGACGAAAGGACACUCGGCUUCCAGUACGACCCCGAGCAGCUCGACAUGGCCGAGAACAUGGUGUCGCAGAACGACGGGUCUUUUAUUUCCAAAAAGGAGUGGUACGUGUAGCCUGGCACCACCACGUUUGCUGCGCCCAGCGCACACACACAAACACACAC
This is a messenger RNA of Empidonax traillii (willow flycatcher), 1538 nucleotides long. RefSeq names its product nectin-1-like. NCBI's taxonomy places the organism in Eukaryota, Metazoa, Chordata, Aves, Passeriformes, Tyrannidae. The transcript has 5 exons. The record is from RefSeq and is a predicted model, not a curated record. Gene Ontology annotation, biological process: protein localization to cell junction; heterophilic cell-cell adhesion; homophilic cell-cell adhesion. Bases 1 to 1488 code for a protein of 495 amino acids. Gene Ontology annotation, cellular component: adherens junction.